AUGUCGAAGAGUGAUUUGAAAAUCUGUGAGAAUGUCGGAGAUAAUCCUCACAAUGUCGUCGACGACAAACCGUGCGAGAAGAAGUUAGUUAUUGCGCAUAUAGUUAGGUCAGGACAGGCUGCUACAGAGUCUUUACUUUUUACAACCAAUAAAGUUUAUGAUAGUGUGGACAAUGAACAAGCAAGAUUGUACUAUCCUUUUACUGUCAGCAUAACAAAGUCGAAACUUAGAUAUGCCUAUCCUUUGCGUUAUGAAACUACUGUCAACAAUCAUCCUUAUGAAGAAUUGCGCACCAAAGUUAAAUGUCGUGAUGAAUUUGCAGAUGAACACGCUUCAUGUGGGUUUGCACGUGAUCACAUAGGAAAUAAGAUUUGGGAUAGUCAGGGUUUCUGCUGCGCAUGUUCUAUAUAUGACAUAGUUCCAAAGUGGAUGAGAUGGUUGAGAUAUGGUGGUCACGUAAAGGAGUUUUAUCGCGGGAGUCAAGGUGGUCUUUGCGGCUACGGUUAUGACGUAGAUGACAUGUUUUCACAUUGUAUGAGAAUGGAUGAUCUUUGGUAUGAUGUUUACUCCAUUGAACCACAUCGAUUGUCCUUUGUUAUUUCCAUUCGAGCAUAUGAACAAGUGAAGAAGACUGUAGACAAUAAAACUCUGACAAACUGGGUUGAAGGAGGGAAGAUAGAUCUCAAUUAUCAAAAAAGAAGUGGAUUUGGACAUUAUGGAAGAUUGCUUGCGAGAUUUCAUGGAACAUUUGAGUCUACAAAGGAAAUUCCAAAUUUGAAACUAAGAUAUUUACUUAAACCGAGGGUAACACCAGAGAACAGUGCAAAUGGAGGACACCCUCAGAUUCAGAAUGGUUACCAUGACUACAUGCUCGUUCCCGGUACCAUGAUCUCACUGCGCGAGUCAAUGAGUAAUUGUGACAUGAUCGGAGUAUCGUACAGUUCAUUUCGUAAACAAGGUGGUGGAGCCAUGGGUCGUGGUCCAGGCUGUAAUCAGAAACCUAACAGUUGCCUGAAUAAUCAGCCCAAAGAUUUGUUUGAUCAAGAUACGGCACUUCGUAAAGUGGGAAAGAAACCAAAAUAUUUUGUUGAACAAUAUGGCAAAUGCGUCGGUAUAAAUAAAGAUAGCAAGUCUGGGGAGAUGGGUCUGAUCUACGAGUCUGAUGAUACAGUUCGUAAUAGUCUUGUAACAUUAGAAGUUAGUGCUGAUGAUAUGAUACUGAUCUAUAACAGGGCGGAUGGUGUUAUCGUGAAAACUUUUGCCAACAACUUUGACGCUUUGUCACAGGAUGGUGAACUGACAGUCGUUGUUCAAAAUACUGGCUUAGUAACAGCUGACUUUUAUGUCGUGUUUUCAAGAUGUUCCGAGGGAAUUUAUCGUGGCGAUGAACGAAUGGCGUCAAUCAAUCCAAGAGCAACUCACAUGUUUACUUAUAAAAUUGAUGCGUAUUUAAGAAAAGGAAAAAAACAUUAUUGUACAGUUCAGUUGUACGAUUCAAGGCACAAUCUUCAGGAUACGGCAAACGUGACAUUUAAAACAUUUACACCUUGUGUUUGCCUUCAUAAUUGUGUUUGCAAGUGCAACGAAAUAGCUGUAGAUGAAAACGAUGAAAAGGAAGCAAGCAUCAAUGAUUGUCAAGAUCCUGAUGAUUUUGUCGAUAAUAACGACGACGACGAUGAUGACGAUGAGAAAAAGAAAAACAAUUUAUUCACCAAAUUUAUGAACAUAAUCCGUCCAUAUAUAAAUCGUACGCGCCUCGUUCUUGGUGGAUUACUUUUAUUUGGUGUAUUGAAAGCUUUUCUUGGUCGUCGCUUCCUUUUUAUUGCAAAAUUUGGUCUUGGGGGUGUUCAUGUUGGUGAACACGUUGAAAAAAAUAAAUACGGUUGUCAUCCACAAUCAUGGACUGCGUGA
Molecule: messenger RNA, 1911 nt
Organism: Xenia sp. Carnegie-2017
Lineage: Eukaryota; Metazoa; Cnidaria; Anthozoa; Malacalcyonacea; Xeniidae
Product: hapless 2-like
Exons: 14
Coding region: 1-1911 (636 amino acids)
Source: RefSeq, a predicted model, not a curated record